Diceros bicornis minor is the source of this 498-nucleotide messenger RNA. RefSeq names its product interleukin 31 (gene IL31). Lineage: Eukaryota; Metazoa; Chordata; Mammalia; Perissodactyla; Rhinocerotidae. The coding region runs from base 1 to 498 and encodes 165 amino acids. Gene Ontology annotation, molecular function: cytokine receptor binding; cytokine activity. The transcript is spliced from 3 exons. The record is from RefSeq and is a predicted model, not a curated record.
AUGGUCUCCCACACAGGAUCCACCCGGGUUGCCCUGUUCCUGCUCUGCUGUAUGGGAAGCUUGAUGUUCUCUCAUAUGGCACCCACCAAUCAACCACAACCAGAAGACAUAGGAGCAAUAAUCACGGAAUUAUGGAACUCGUCUAAGAAACUUUUGGAGGACUACCAGAAGAAAGAGACAGGGGUGCCAGAAUCCACAGAUUACUCACUCAGAAUCCAAACAUUACUGCCGUGUUUCACCUCUGACUCCCAACCACCAAGCAACAUCAACAGCUCAACCUUCCUGCCUUAUUUCAAGGCAAUCAAACCAUUAUUAAAUAACAGUGAGGUCCAAGAAAUCAUAGAACAGCUUGACAAACUCAAACUUCAAAAUGCAUCAGAAACAGAAGUUUCUGUGCCUACAGAUACCUUCGAAUGUAAAAGAUUCAUCUUGACUAUUUUACGACAGUUUUCAGAGUGCCUGGAACGUGUUAAAUCUUUGAACUCUGGAGCCGAGUAG